Messenger RNA from Amyelois transitella, 431 nucleotides. RefSeq lists its product as uncharacterized. NCBI's taxonomy places the organism in Eukaryota, Metazoa, Arthropoda, Insecta, Lepidoptera, Pyralidae. The coding region runs from base 15 to 431 and encodes 138 amino acids. The record is from RefSeq and is a predicted model, not a curated record. The transcript is spliced from 3 exons.
UUCAAUCACACGCAAUGCACUUGUUGGAAGACUUCAAAAUGUAUUACACAAUGUAUACUUUCCUCAUAGUUUUGGGUUUAACUGCAACACUAGCCACAGAGGAUUAUGAACGGAAGGUGCCCUCACGUUUUGAAGUCGCGUCGUCUGAACCCAAUGACGCUGGCAAACCGUCCGAUCCGGAAUCCAGAGUAGUUUAUUGGAUCCCAACUUCUUGCGAUUCCAUGUUUGAGAGAGGCUAUACAUGCUAUUCUUGCGGGGAAGCCAUGCACUGCAUGCUCGGCAACGUGGGCCUCCUUGCUCUGUGCUACGGUCGUCGACCCUACUGCAACAACGGGAUCUGCUCAGAUAUCCCUACCACAAAGUGCAAGAUCAAGCAUGAAGAGGAAUUGCUGAAUGCGACUCAAACAGUGCCUACAGGGAAUAAGAUAUAG